Rhinichthys klamathensis goyatoka is the source of this 1386-nucleotide messenger RNA. It is a transcript of the gene mif4gda, whose product is annotated as MIF4G domain containing a. The record is from RefSeq and is a predicted model, not a curated record. Lineage: Eukaryota; Metazoa; Chordata; Actinopteri; Cypriniformes; Leuciscidae. The transcript has 6 exons. Gene Ontology annotation, biological process: regulation of translational initiation. Gene Ontology annotation, molecular function: translation activator activity; RNA binding; protein binding. The coding region runs from base 84 to 734 and encodes 216 amino acids. Gene Ontology annotation, cellular component: cytosol.
GUCCAAAAGCGCAUGCGCACUGACCAGUCCACGCAAUCAGGAAACAAACACGCGCGAGGAUUCCGCAUUUGAAUUCGAGCAGCAUGGAUUCCGCAUGGACGGCUUUUGAUACGGAAACUCAGACUAUGCUGCAAACAGCAAUGAACGAUCCAAAGAGAGUUGAUAUGGACAAGCUUUCUAACGCCAUUGUAGAGCAGUCAUUGAAAGACCUCUCGUUUUGUAAAGAUGCUGGCCGCAUGUGUUAUACUGUAGUUGAGGCAGAGGCCCGGAAAGCUGCAUCCAGUUUAUUCAGGCGAAAGCUGUUGAAUCGUCUACAGCAAGAGUUCACUGCCAGGGAGGAGAUUCGAAACCGCUCGGUGGACGAGUGGGUGUGUGUGGUCACGUUUAUAUGCAGCGUAUUUGAUUAUAUCAAGGUAAACAAUGCUCCUGUUGUGGCCCUUGUGGAUCCAAUAUAUGAUUGCCUCUUUAGAUUGGCUCAGCCAGAUGCCUUGAUGAAUGAGGAAGAGGUGGACUGUCUGGUCUUACAGCUUCAUCGUGUGGGCGAGCAACUGGAGCAAACAAACUCUCAGCGCAUGAAUCAGCUCUUUUACUUGCUGCGGGAUGGUUUUCUCCUUCAGCAAGACCUCGGCUCCAUGACAAGGCUCUUGCUGCUGGAGAUCUUGGAGUUCAGGGCCAGUGGUUGGACCCUCACUGAAACUGCACACAAGUACUACUACAGUGAAGUAGCUGACUGAGGAGAGAAUGAGGUUCCUUGUUCAGCAUUUGGGUUUCAAGCGUUCAGUGUUCACAGAAGGCCUAAAGAGUACUUAAUGGGAGAAAGAAGUGGAAACCCCAUGUACUAGUACUGUGGAGCAGAAUGGCAGAGCUCGUGUUCAUGCAUUUGCAUGUGUUGUGUUCAGCGUUUGGGUUUAGCUCAGAAUGGUCAGGAUUUGUUCUAUUUUGAGGUUAGUGUCUUAAAUCUGCACUGGAUGAUUCCAUGCAAUAAGAAAAGCAAUCGCUACCAGCCGCAAACCUGUGAGUCACCAGCAGUAUACAUGAAUGGCAGUUGUCUUUUCUGUCUAGUUUUUUUUUAUUAUUAUUAUUUGUAGAAGUUUCAUACAGUGAACACUUUGUUUGUAUAGUUGCAUUUUUUUUUUUUACAGUGAAGGGUUAUUGCAAUAUCAGUGGAAGAUGCUCUGACUUUUACCUGUGGUGUUAGCACAUUAGGAUGGAUACCUUGUAAAAGUUUCUUAAUUUUAUAGUAAUUUUAAAAUGGCUUACAUUGUUAAAGUUUCUGUUUGGGCUAAUAUGUAUGAAAAAAAUGUUCAGUCAUGUUGGCUGCUCUUAAGUUUAUUUUUUCAAAAUUUGAGAUUAAUAGACUAAAUAAAGUCUGCUGUUUUGAGUCUC